UGUGGGGGUAGUUGGACUCGCUGUACAUUCCUGGCAUCUCACCUGUAGAACUUGUUCCUCAAACUGCUGCAACUGAAAGUAAAAUUCCAUUUGGUCUGAGUUGUACUGGAAAGAACACAGAGAAAUAUCACCCACUGGGGCCCUAAUGAACCGACACGAGAUGGGACCCCCAGGGAUGGAGAAAAAACUGGGAACCAGCCUGAAUCCCCCCGUCCUAUUCUGCUUUCUACUGGUCUUACUGGUGGGAACUGAAACACUAGAAGUGAAAGUGAGCGACUCAGCAGUGAAAGUAGUGAAGGAACAAGAUGUGUUUAUCCCAUGUACAAUCAGUGGAUACGGCAGCACAGAACUGGAUCUACAGCUUCUCUCUGUCCAUUGGAGCCGGGGAUCUGACCCAGUUUAUAUCUAUGACAGAGGCUCCCCCAACCCCAUCAGGACUGGAUCAGAAUUAGACGUUCGUCUGAUUAAAGGCAACGCUGGGCUGUACCUGCCGCAGGUACAAAUGAAUGAAGAGGGACAAUAUACCUGCACUGUUACUUAUAAUAAUGAGGGGGCAGAGGGGAGAUCUUCUCUGGAGGUGUCAGUUAAACCCAGUGCCAGGCUGGUGCCCUCUGAUGUUAUUAUAGAGGAAGGAACAGAGAGGGGGGUUACAUGUCACGCCAAUAAUUAUUACCCAGAAAUGAUAAAGUUCCAGUGGAUAAAACAUCUCAGUGUCACUCAACAUGUUGUUCUGCACCAAGGAGUCUCCACCAAUGAGCCGCUAGAGAAUGAGGACGGAACCUUUAGUACAACCAGUCAGCUGAUGUUAAAGCCUUCUAUGGAGAAUGAUGGGGAAAAGUAUUCCUGUAUCAUAUCCCACAGAUCCCUGGGAAACUCUCUUGUUCUUGAUUUUAUUCUGUCUGUAAAGGAGUGGUAUUCCAAAAUAAUCGGAGCUGUGUUCGGAAUUCUGGCUGCAGUGAUACUGGUGGCAGGCAUUUCUUGUGGCUAUUUCAUUUUUAUGAAAAAAGAGCCGCCCAGACUUUCUCCAAUAACGGGAUCAGAACUUUUGCUCCAUGAGAAAAAGGCGACUCUGUCCUUCCAGAUCUCUGGUUUUCGGCCCAGACCCGUCCAUAUUACUUUAUAUUUGAAAAGAAAAUGGAGGAAAAGAGCUGAAAUUUACUCAUGGAAUUCUGAGGUACAAACUGGUUCCUCUGCCCCACGGGACACAGACGGACGGGACACGACAGAGAUGGAACAGUUAUUGAGAAAUGGGGAGACUAUUGUGCCCCCAGCACAGAGGCAGCUGCAAGUGGAAAUGGUUAAUGUAAUAAGAACAAAUAAAAGGGGCAUUUCCAAGUGUCAGUGCACAAUCCAUAUAACUCCCGACAUGCACAAAGAUGAUGGGGCAGAACUGACAGUGCAGGUCACUCACAUUACUCUGAUCUCUCCCAUCUCUGAGUCCUGUCGGCUGAAACUGAUGAAAGAACCCCCAAAACAUUCUCCAUUUAGUGGAGCGGAACGAUUGGUGCACAUGAGAAAAUCGACUCUGAGCUGUCAGUUCCCUCAGUCCUUCCCAGAACCCACUGACAUCACUUUAUAUUUACAAAGAAAAGGUGAAGAACAGAUUGAGAUUCUCUGUUGGAAAUCUGGAGAAAAAUCUCUGCCAUUUACUGUAGUGUCAGAAAUCCCUGAGGUGCCAGUGGCUACUGAGCCAAAGAGAGAAGGGCCAGUGAGUAAUGGGAAUGGGACUAAUCUGCCCCCAGCACAGAGGCCACUGCAAGUGGAAAUGAAUUGUAAAAUAACAACAAGUAAAUCUCAGCGACUUUCCAUCUGUCAGUGCACAAUCCAUAUAACUCCAGACAUAGAGGAAGAUGAUGGAGCAGAACUGACUGUGAGGGUCACUCACUCUGCCCUGAGACUCCUCAUCUCUGAGUCCUGUCCGCUGAAGGUGAACGAAGAGACAAUGUUACUGGUGAUGGAUGAGGAUUAUAGAGUGAGAGUUGGCCCAGCACCCCGGGACCCUACAGAUAAUUUUCAUGAAAGGGCAAUAACACUUGGGAGACUUGAUGGAUUAGAGAACAUUGCCUUGAGUCCAACUGGGAAACUCUUUGCCAUCCGAGAGGGAAAUCUCUACACCGGCCCAGUAUCAUCUUGUUCAAACCAAAUCUUGUUUUCCCCUGACAGAAGAAUUGGACGCGGUGCCUGGGACAUGUUUAAACUUAUCUCAGUUGACCCCAGGGGGCUUCUAUGUGCAGUUACACAUUCAGGAUUAGUUUUUAGGGGUCCACACCCAGACAAUGAAAGCCAGAACUGGGUUGGUGACCUGGGUGUACAUGUAGGGCAGUAUAACUGCAGUGAUGUUGACUCUGUCUUCUUUGACCCCCAAGGUUCUUUAUAUGCAAAAACAAGUGACGGUCAAAUUAAGACAUUAUUCAAACCAGCAGAGACAGAUAGUGAUUGGUUGGAUUUAGGAACCGCACUCAGACAAAGAGACGACAGAGAUUCUCCCCAUGUGAUUUCUUUCUGCCCUGAGGGAAACCUCUGGUGGGUCAGUAAGGCUGAAGGCAAACUGUAUAAAGGGCCACAGCCAACUCAACAGAAUCCAGAAUAUUGGGGGACCGCCAGGUUCUUGGGUCAGGACUAUAAUCGGUACAAGCUGUUUGGGUUCAUAGGAGGAACAUUCAUUCAGAAGAUUCAGAAGUUUGAGUUCCUCCCUGAACUGGGAAAAAUUGUCACAGAAAUGAAUAUAAUAGUAAUGGUAAAGACCUAUGAUAAUAGCAAAGGGGACAACACACUCAAUGACACUUUCAGUUUUGAGGAAACCAUAAAGGAAACAAGCAGAUUUAUUCAUAAUCAUAACAUUGUGUUUGUGGAGGAGGCAGAAACGACUUUCAUGGAGGGAAUUCCUGUCAUUGACACGGGAAGAGAUUCCAAGAUUUCACUUGAUAAUAACAUCACUCACCGGUGGGAUUUCACCAACACCAAUAAACGAGAGGUUACUUUAUCUCUACAAGAACCUGUUGUGGUUGAAAGUGGUAAAGCUGUACGUAUGGAGGUCUCAGUCCAGAAAGCCAAAAUAAGUGUUCCCUACAAGGUCCGGCUACUCACAGGCCAAGGCCACAGUGUAACCAUUGAAGGCAGUUGGGAAGUGAUAAAAUUCUAUAAUCUGAGAGCGGCACCAAGAGAAGCCCGAGGAGGGGAGAGUUACUCAUACUGUGCACCAAAAAGCAUUUGGAAAGAGGAGAGUUUCUUCAAUCUAAAGUCAAUGCCACACUAUGGCCGGGGAAGAGACAUUUCCUCUGAAAGUUCUGAAAGUUCAAUAGAAGAUGACCAAGAAAGUGACAGCUGGAGUAAUGACAUACGCGAUGUACGACCCCGCCGUGCUCCUGCCGACCCCGCCGCCUUGUAUGUGUCUUUGGUGGAGGAUCAGCGCGGGAAGCGGGGCAUCAGCAGGUCCCCAUCCUCUUCUUCCUCUGCCCGCCGUUCGUCCUGCAUGAUCUCCUCUGCUGUGCGAGAGCCCUAUGCAAUGCGCUUGGGAGCAGAACCGGUGCCGAUACCAAUUCCUGCGCAGGUUCUGCACCAAGGAGUCUCCACCAAUGAGCCGCUAGAGAAUGGGGACGGAACCUUCAAUGUAACCAGUCAGCUGAUGUUAAAGCCUUCGCUGGGGCAUGAUGGGAAAAAGUAUUCCUGUAUCAUAUCCCACAGAUCCCUGGAGAAUGAUCUUGUUCUUUAUUUUACUCUGUCUGUAAAGGCUGACGCCAGAGGAACCUCCAUAGGGAUGAGGCGCAAACUGGGAACCAGCCUGAAUCCCCCCGUUCUAUUCUGCUUUCUACUGGUCUCACUGGUGGGAACUGAAACACUAGAAGUGAAAGUGAGCGACUCAGCAGUGAAAGUAGUGAAGGAACAAGAUGUGUUUAUCCCAUGUACAAUCAGUGGAUACGGCAGCACAGAACUGGAUCUACAGCUUCUCUCUGUCCAUUGGAGCCGGGGAUCUGACCCAGUUUAUAUCUAUGACAGAGGCUCCCCCAACCCCAUCAGGACUGGAUCAGAAUUAGACGUUCGUCUGAUUAAAGGCAACGCUGGGCUGUACCUGCCGCAGGUACAAGUGACUGAUGAUGGACAAUAUACCUGCACUGUUACUUAUAAUAAUGAGGGGGCAGAGGGGACAUCUUCUCUGGAGGUGUCAGUUAAACCCAGUGCCAGGCUGGUGCCCCCUGAUGUUAUUAUAGAGGAAGGAACAGAGAGGGGGGUUACAUGUCACGCCAAUAAUUAUUACCCAGAAAUGAUAAAGUUCCAGUGGAUUAAACAACUCAGUCUCAUUCAAUAUGAUGUUCUGCACCAAGGAGUCUCCACCAAUGAGCCGCUAGAGAAUGAGGACGGAACCUUCAAUGUAACCAGUCAGCUGAUGUUAAAGCCUUCGCUGGGGCAUGAUGGGAAAAAGUAUUCCUGUAUCAUAUCCCACAGAUCCCUGGAGAAUGAUCUUGUUCUUUAUUUUACUCUGUCUGUAAAGGUGUCACAUAUAAAAAUUGCUGGCGCUGUACUUGGAACCCUGGGGGUACUGAUACUCGCCUCCUGUGUUUGGGGCUACAUCAUAUUUGUGAAGAAAGAGCCCCCCAAGCUUUCCGAGAUUACCGGAGCGGAAUAUCUGGUCCAUAUGGACAAGGCAACUCUCUCCUGCCAGAUCUCUGGUUACCGGCCAAAUCCCAUCCACAUUUGUAUUUAUUUGAGAAGAAAAGGGGGAGAACUGAUGGAAAUUUACUCCUGGAAAUCUGAUCCACAAACAGGUCCCUCUGCCCCACAGGACACAGAGGGACAUAACACAACAGAAAUGGAAGAGCUGCUGAGGAACGGGGAUAUGGAUAAAUUGCUCCCUGAACUGAGGCCACUGAAAAUUCAUUUGUUUCCUGAUGUGAAAUCAAGUCAAAAGCGAAUUUCUAUCUGUCAGUGCACAAUCCAUAUAACUCCCAACAUAGAGGAAGAUGAUGGAGCAGAACUGACUGUGAGGGUCACUCACUCUGCCCUGAGACUCCCCAUCUCUGAGUCCUGUCGGCUGCAGGUGAGGAAAGAGACAAUGUUACUGGUGAUGGAUGAGGAUUAUAGAGUGAGAGUUGGCCCAGCACCCCGGGACCCUACAGAUAAUUUUCAUGAAAGGGCAAUAACACUUGGGAGACUUGAUGGAUUAGAGAACAUUGCCUUGAGUCCAACUGGGAAACUCUUUGCCAUCCGAGAGGGAAAACUCUACAGCGGCCCAGUAUCAUCUUGUACAAACCAAAUCUUGUUUUCCCUUGACAGAAGAAUUGGGCGCAGUGGGUGGGACAUGUUUAAAUUCCUCUCAUUUGAUCCCAGGGGGCUUCUUUGUGCAGUUACACAUUCAGGAACAGUUUACAGGGGCCCACCACCAAAAGAUGAAUGUAACCGAUGGAUUGGUGUCCAGGGUGCAUUUGGAGGAGAGUGUAACUGCAGUGAUGUUGACUCUGUUUUCUUUGACCCCCAAGGGACUUUAUAUGCAAUAACAAGUGAUGGUCAGAUUAAGAUGUGGGUCAAACCAGCAGAGACAGAUAGUGAUUGGUUGGAUUUAGGAACUGCACUCAAAGAAAGAGACGGCAGAAAUUCUCCCCAUGUGAUUUCUUUCUGCCCUGAGGGAAACCUCUGGUGGGUCAGUAAGGCUGAAGGCAAACUGUAUAAAGGGCCACAGCCAACUCAACAGAAUCCAGGAUAUUGGGGGGUCGCCAUGUUCUUGGGUCAGGACUAUAAUCGGUACAAGCUGUUUGGGUUCGUGGAUGCAACAUUCAUUCAGAGGAUUCAGAACUUUGAGUUCCUCCCUGAACUGGGAAAAACGAAUGUAGAAAAAAGUAUAAUAGUAAAUGCCAAGGUCUAUGAUAAUAGUGAAGGAAGCUCCACGUUGAUGGACACGUUCAGCUUCAAGGAAACCAUCAAGGAAGUGAGUAGAUUUAUUCAUGAUCAUAACAUUGUGUUUGUGGAGGAGGCAGAAACCACCGUCAUGGAGGCAAUUCCUGUUAUUGACUUGGGAAGAGAUUCCAAGAUUUCACUUGAUAAUAACGUCACUCACCGGUGGGAUUUCACCAGCACCAAUGAACGAAAGAUCACAUUAUCCCUAGAGGAACAUAUUGUGAUUGAAAGUGGGAAAACUAUACGUAUGGACGCAUCAGUCCAGAAAGCCAAAAUAAGUGUUCCCUACAAGGUCCAGCUACUCACGGUCCAAGGCCACACUAUAACCAUUGAAGGCAGCUGGGAAGGAACCACCUUCUAUAAUCUGAGUGCGACACCAGGAGAAAUCCAGGGAAAAAAACAGACUUGAAGUUAUCGAUGGAAGACAUUUACUAAUUGUAGAACUUAUUCCGAGUUACUUGCCUGGAGAAAGUCACAGUUUCAACGAGAGACACAAACUUGGAUUCAGGUUGAAGCGGAAAAAGUUUCCCGAAACAGAAGGACUUUUGCCAGCAACUUGUGUCACUGUUAGUUGUGAAACCCAAGAGUAUUUUUGACUUUGGUUGAGGCACCUGAGAUGGUGACCCUAAGAGGAGGCUUUAGGCACAUAAAGUAUCUAAAAUUGAGCCACAAAUGAUCAAAACUGAUGCAAAAAUGUUUCUUUUUCUCAGCUGUGGGCUUAGAGAUGGACCUCUAGGCUGUGGCUGAGGAGUCUUAGAUCUGUGGUGACUAAAAUGCUCUCCCAGCUGGGGACAAUACUUCAUCUUUGAGGACAAUGUACAUUUUGUGGAUUCGUACCGUUUUCUGUAGAAGGACUUUUUACAAUUUUAAAUUUGGUGUUUUUGUAUUUAUGUCUUUUUUUCUGUCCAGUGAAAUAUCUGAGAUCAGAUAUGGAAAAAUAAAUGUUGCCAAUUAAACUUA
Messenger RNA from Xenopus laevis (African clawed frog), 6849 nucleotides. RefSeq lists its product as uncharacterized. Lineage: Eukaryota; Metazoa; Chordata; Amphibia; Anura; Pipidae. The record is from RefSeq and is a predicted model, not a curated record. The transcript is spliced from 19 exons. Bases 146 to 6298 code for a protein of 2050 amino acids.